This is a messenger RNA of Perca fluviatilis (European perch), 2873 nucleotides long. RefSeq names its product family with sequence similarity 118 member B (gene siral1). The record is from RefSeq and is a predicted model, not a curated record. Bases 576 to 1646 code for a protein of 356 amino acids. The transcript has 8 exons. NCBI's taxonomy places the organism in Eukaryota, Metazoa, Chordata, Actinopteri, Perciformes, Percidae.
UGCAUCAUAAGACCGGGUGCACAUCACCACAGGCGGUGACUUCAACAGCUCCGCUAAACUUAAACAUAGACGGUUACUGGAGCAGCCGGGGAAGUAGGGAAAGUUGAGAGCAUUUUUGAUUUAUAACGGUAACCGGGGGAGAUUACCUGAUAUCAUUUUAGUUAAAGAGAGUGUUUAACCACGGAUAUAUGCUAUAAUCAGAAUGACAAGUAUACAGACACAGUUUCGGGUUCUUGACAAACCUCGGAGAUAGCUAACUUAGCUUAAAGCAAAAAACAAACUAGCGUUAAGCUAAGGGGAAGAGGCUAAACGUUAGUUGAGUUUUCUUUGAGUUAUUCUUUGGUGGUUUACGGUCCCGCUGACGUUACAUUAUCAUCAGGUUUCAUUAACGCCGUCAAAAGCUAAAAGGUUUGAAUUCAAGUGGAUACCCAUAUGCUAUUUAACGUCAUGAUUCAACGUGGCUCAAGUUAAUAUAGAAUUGGCUUUCGCUGACUUCGAAUCAAAAGGAUUUCUAGCUACUUGAACGAAAAUAAACACUGGACAUAAACUUAACGCUACCUAUAUCAAGGACCUGAAUGGCCUCCGUUGUUGCAGUGAAAACUGAGAAGCGACCUGCAGCUGAUUCUCAGGAUGCAGACUCAAAUGCAAAAAAGCCCAGGAAACUUCUGCCCAGCCUGAAGACCAAGCAAGCCCCUGAGCUAGUCUUGGUGAUUGGCACGGGGGUAAGCUCUGCAGUGGCCCCUCAAGUCCCCGCACUUCGCUCCUGGAAAGGCCUCAUCCAGGCCUUGCUUGAUGCAGCCAAUGACUUUGACCUACUAGAGGAGGAGGAGAGUCGGCGUUUCCAGAAGCACAUGCAGGAAGAUAAGAAUUUGGUUCAUGUGGCCCAUGACCUCAUUCAGAAACUUUCCCCGAGAACAGGCAAUGUGCGAUCAACAUUCUUCAAGGACUGUCUAUACGAGGUGUUUGACAAUUUGGAGUGUAAGAUGGAGCAUGCAGGGAAACAUCUUCUGCGCUCAGUGCUGCAGUUAAUGGAGAGCGGUGCGCUGGUCCUCACUACUAACUUUGACAACCUGUUGGAGAUCUAUGCAGCUCACCAGGGAACCAAGCUGGAGUCUUUGGACCUGACCGAUGAGAAGAAGGUGUUGGAGUGGGCUCAGGAGAAACGGAUGUUAAGUGUUCUGCAUAUCCAUGGUGUUUACACCAACCCCAGUGGUAUUGUACUGCACCCUGCAGGCUACCAGAAUGUACUGAGGAACACUGAAGUUAUGCGGGAGAUCCAGAAGCUGUACGAGACCAAAUCUUUUGUGUUUCUCGGCUGCGGGCGCACAGUAGACGACACGACUUUCCAGGCUCUGUUCUUGGAGGCAGUCAAACACAAGUCGGACCUUGAACACUUCAUGUUGGUACGGCGAGAGGACGUGGGGGAGUUCAAGAAGCUGCGUGACAACAUGCUGGACAAGGGCAUUAAGGUCAUCUCCUAUGGAGACGAGUAUGCCGACCUCCCAGAGUACUUUGAGAGGCUGGCCAAUGAGAUCUGCAACCGGGAUGUGUCAACCAACGGCUGGGGGUCUCCUUCACGAAAUGGGGAAGAACAGCAGAACGGCUUUAACGCACAGAAAAGCCUCCUUCAAGCCCAUCAUUCUUGACAGGCACACAGUCGGGAUCAUUAUCAGUCCUUUCCCUCCACAGCUCCGUCGUGAGAUCAGUGUACUUUGAGUAGCACUAGAGUCCGAUUUCAAUCAAGGGAUUUAGGAAUGUGGUGAAACUAUGGGCCAUGGCACACCUAAAAGCUGUUGACAGGGUUUCACAGGUGUCUGUGAUUUUUCCUUUAUUAGUUCUGCUUUAAAAGGGAAAGGAGAAGCAAGUAAUCGCUAAUGCCAAUAGCCAAACUCACUCCCACUGCACUGUCUUUAAAUGUUGCUCAACAUUUGCGAAUGUACAGUAAAAGAAAGUUUUAAAUAUGCAGAUGAUGGAAUGGUCUCACUUCAAUUUGACAACAAAUUAUAGAUCUGAGUCCACUGUCAGUUGACUUCUCUGCAUUGAUUGGAUUUGGAUUACAAUGAUGCAAUCGAACUGCAUCACCUUGACCUACCUGCCCCGGGAAGAGAAGUUGUAGGUGAUCUUAACUGAAAGCAAUCUCCAACUGAUCUCAUGAAGUGGCGUAUGUGUGACACGCCAAUUCGUUUGCCAUUAUUGGCGUGUUAUCAAGACGCAUACUCUUUUAUUAUUGUAUUUAUCAACGCCGUUUGGCCUCCGUUGACUUACAUUACCUUGCGUUUGAAUUUACGGCGUAGCGAGUUGUAUGAAAGGGCGAAAAUCCGCGUGGGGAGGUUGGUCGGGGUGGCGGAUGGGUCAAACACAAGACUCUCACCCAGGAGACCGGGGAUCGUGUCCCGCGUGUCACGUUUCCUAAACUCAACCGUUGCUUUCUUUUCCUAAACCCAACCCGUCCACUGUAUACAGCGCUGAAAAUGCGUACAGAUAACACGCCGCUUGGCUUAAGAAAGUGGGCUUGUAUGUUUCGGCCAAGUCAUGUUGGACAAUCUUGUGUUGAUAUGCAAGGAUUGUUAGGUCAUGCUCUACCUUUUUAAAACCAGUUAAACUUGAUUUGCACACUACUGGAUGGGGAAUUGGGAUGGGGAAAUCACACUUAAUCUUAGUGAUGGAUGGUUACUUGAUUUGCAAAUACAUUAUGAUUCUGUCCUCAGAAGUUCAGAAGACAGCAGAGAGGCUCCCAGCCAGUAGCAAUCACUUUGCCACUCCUGUGCUAAAAAUGUUCUUUGUAAGCCUUUUUUGUACUUUUAAUACUUGCAUGUGUUUUCUGACAUAGUAUUUAUAAGUACUAUUUUCAAAAUAAAGGGUUUGGUAUCUCA